Nilaparvata lugens (brown planthopper) is the source of this 2431-nucleotide messenger RNA. RefSeq lists its product as uncharacterized. The transcript is spliced from 5 exons. NCBI's taxonomy places the organism in Eukaryota, Metazoa, Arthropoda, Insecta, Hemiptera, Delphacidae. The record is from RefSeq and is a predicted model, not a curated record. Bases 212 to 1489 code for a protein of 425 amino acids.
AAUCCUCCUUGAGCUGAGCUGUCAGCUGAGAGCCGACGCACUUCUGCUGUUUUACUUGUUUGUUAUUGUGAACAUAACCUAUAAUUACUGUAAUCAACAUAAACUUUACGAUCAGAGAAUUUAUUAUUUUUUAAAGUUUCUUAAAAUAUUUUCAAAUUGUUAAUUCUUACCCAUAGUCUAUUAGCUCUUUUUUAUUCAGUUUAGUUUAGCCAUGGACGAAAUACAUGAAGAUCACAAUGUUGUAUUCAGCAAUUGGGGCUCUUGGAAAUUUUCGAAAAAGGGAAAAAAAAUGUUGAAAGAGUUUCUAGAGAUGAAUAGUGACUUACAAAAAGAAGAACCUUCAGAUGAAUGGAAAUUUCUCAUUUCAAAGUUACCAGACAUUUCUAAAGAUUUCGAAGAUGAUCCAGAAGACGAUUUUCUACAAGCCUCUCAGCACAGUGAUGAUGACAGUGACACUGGAUGGGAUGAAAUAAAGUUUUUUACGUCAAAAAUCAACGAACAAAAUCAAUUACACGAGAAUAAUGUUGAUAUAGACAAAACUGUCGACUUGAUAAGCACUCUAGUGGUCAGUAGUAUAGAGGAUGAUCAGUCAGAUACCGCAAUGGAAGUUGAUUGCAAUGUUGACAUUAAUCUAUCAAAAUCACAAACAACGUUUGUUAGAAACAAUGAAGUCAAUGUUUUACUAAAGUCUGCAGAUCCUGAUGAGGAUACAGAAGACAUAAAAUGUGGGAAGGAUAAACUAGAGCUUGGUAGAAACGACCUUCCUCAGCUACUUCUGGCCAAACUAAAUGCAGACGCAAUCGAUGAAGAUGGAGUGAAUGAGAUGCUCGAAACGCGUACAUUGACCAAAGAACAGCUGAUCAGUGUGUGGACUCAACUGGGCACCAAUGACGCUAGAAUGACCCUGACACGGUCAUUGGCCAAUGUGGCCUUGUAUCAUUUGUUCCUAUGUCAGACUCUCCUUCUGCCCUGGCUGUGCAACAGUGAUUUUGAAAACGCAACAGAAAUUGUUGAUAGCAUUGCUGACAUUUUGCCAAAAAUUUCUGAAGUUUCUGUUAAGGAAUUACUUCUACCACUCAUCACUAAUGCUAACGGAAUCUUUGUCAAGAAUUUGAACCUGCUUUCUGACAUAAUGAGCAAACUGGACAACAAGCAUUGGGGUGCUUUAUUAAGACAAUUCUUAGUAACUACAAACGUCAGUUUAGAAAAAUGGCAACUUGCUAUAGUCAUCAAACUCCUGGAACCUGCGACUGAAGAUUCCAUAGAUGCUGAAUGCAUAAGUCGUCUUGUCAAUUUGUUGAGCAGCUCUGUUGACGAAUUUAUCAAUGACAAGGACUUCGGAAAUUUGUUGAUAGCUGUCGCUUUGCUCAUUCAUAAGUCGCAGAAAUUAUCCGAAUCUAUUGAAACAUUGAAAGAAGCCGCGGAGAGGUACAAGGGUAUCAUGAGGUUCAAAGUUAUGAGUAUUAUUAAAUCGUCGCCGUAUUUAUAAUACAGUAUUCAAAAUAGAAUUUCUGAUCCUUUAGUGCGCAAAGUGCGGGAAUUCACUCAUAACUGUGUAUAUAAUAUAUUAAUGUGAUUUACAGUUGUAUAUAAUAUAUAAUGUAAUUUAUGUUGUAAUUAAAAUUAUGUAAUACUAAAACAUACAAUGUUUGGAAGCCUUAUAGAGAAAAAACGUCAUUAAAAUACAGAAUUUAAAUUUUUAUGAAACAGUAUUUUUUUUUUUUUUUUUUAUUUAUUUAUUCCUUGAAAAAGCAUUACAAUAAUUCACAAUUUAGAAAUAUAACAACAAAAUGAAUCAAUAGGAAAUACAAAUAAACAUAAGGAACUACUUCCCCAAAAGAGCAAGCUCGAGCUUGGGGAAGGAGACAUGUUUUAUGUUUUAUACUCUUGUGAAAUGAAAGGAGCAUAAGAUUUUAUAAAACAAUUUCGACAAAAUACUACCCAACACCUAUUUUGGUUAUCUCUGGAAUUAUCAAUAUAGGCUGUUUAUAUUGUAUAAUUAUGCUAUAUAUUGUGUGGUACUAACUCAUGCUAGGCUACUCUUGUCUAAACUUUCAUUUUUAAGCUGUUUCUAAUAUUUAACUAUAUUUUGGAAUACAUUAUAGAUCUUUUUAAAUGUUUCUUAGCCAAAAUUUUCGAGUAUAUAACACUCUUACAGGUAUAUUUGUAUAUUUUAGAGAUCUCUUGGUUUAAGUACCUAUGUCGUUUUAAAUGUUCUUGAUGCCAUGCUGUUCCUCUUCUUCAAAUAAUUGUUGAGUACGGUACCUACUUAAAUAUCAUCUAGUAUUAAAAUUGACAUGUUUUUCUCAUAUGUCUAUCAUGCUCUCUCAUUUUUUUCAUUUUGUAAUAUCAACAAAAUCUUGUUCAAUCCUGUGUUCAAUUAUUGUAUUCAUUGAUCGAGCUAUGAUAAAUAAAUAAUUCUGUUACAGUA